Somion occarium is the source of this 3501-nucleotide messenger RNA. NCBI's taxonomy places the organism in Eukaryota, Fungi, Basidiomycota, Agaricomycetes, Polyporales, Cerrenaceae. The record is from the annotation of a GenBank genome assembly.
GUCAAUGCGACACAUUUUUUGCAUGUGACUUGAUCUCAAUCAAUAUUGAGAUUUUAUUCCCAGUCGACACGCAUCUAGCCUUUGUGAUUGGUCUUCUAUGGGCCUAGCGGAAGGGUACGAAAGACCGUGCAAGUCUGCUUCUGCUGAGACAGAUUACGUACGUGCUGUUCACAAUGGUUGCCCUCUUCCCUUAAUGCUUGUUCAUUCACCGCAUAAACAGGCACGCGCCCGAUAAUUACACCAUAAUCAAUGGAAUUCUUGUAUGAAUCAAUAUAGAUUUUUAUACCAGGAAUCAUUCUAAGGCGCCGCAUGUCUGUGCAAGCUACGUCAAUCACCGACAACAUCGGAGCGUGUAUGUACAUUGCCCUUCAUUCAAAUAUCGCUGAUGGUCUCGAAUCGGAGCCUUCCGCUGCCUCUCUUGUGAGUUGAAAAUAGCAUUUCCCCAACCGCCUCCACGUGAUCUUCCUCCUACAGUGUGGACCUUCAAUCACUGCUGUGGCACUACGUCUGUUCACCUAGUCUCUCAUACCUCUAUCACUCCUAUUGGUUCCCUUCUUACGUGCUCCGGAGUGUCGUCCUGCAAAAUUGGAGCAAAAUUAUCACAGGUGGUCGCGGUUGACCAAUGACUACAUAUACAUGUCACGCAUCUCAUGCUAUUAGGUUCAAUCAACUCACCUGUAGUAUGCGAUACAUGCCAUUAGGCCCCGUUCGGUACCAGGAUCCAGCCGAAUUCUUGCAGCCAAAGCGGCCUAGGCUAUUUCCAUUCACAAAUGAGUGCGCUGCUCAGGUGAUGCGCCCUGGCAUACUUCGUAACAAGAAAUUACGUUUGUUUUCUUGCAAUGGAAAUUCAGUUGCAUGCAGUGCGUUUUCGCCGACGGUCUCUUUGCAAGAUGACAUCUUUCCUCUUUGCCGCUAUUCGCGGAAUCAUAGACUGUACUAAACCAGAAUUACAGCGCAGAGGAUAUUGAGGUCCAUUCUCAGCGAAGGUGACAUUUACUUGGGAUCAUAGCAGUCACAAUGGUACAAGCACCCCUGCUCCAUGAAUGUAGAAACCCUGUUCGUAAGUGCAAUGCCUUCGGAGAUCAAGGUUCGUAUGUUGGGUAUUUUCAAUAUCAUUACGCUAUUAGCUGUGAUAUUGCUGCGAUCUGUUGGUAAAGCACUGCCUUGAACUAACGCACGUCAAUUAUGUGAAAGGCUGUCUAUGACCCAGCCUGUGAUAAAUUGUGGCCAGUUGUACCUGCUUCUAGCACUAUAAAUACUGACACCGACCAGACAGGGCGCCCUUACGAUAAUAUCUCGAAAUGUCUGGGAAGGUAGACUCAAAGCAACCGCCUCCAGCAUACAUUGCCACCGCCGACGCCGGAAACUCGCAGAGCGACUCCCCACCUCCCUCAUAUUCUGCACCGAAGUCCUACAAGAUUGGCUCACACACUCUGGGAUCACCACUGGUCGACGUCGACCAACUGAAGGCGCAUCUCGCAUUAUUGCAUGCGUUCAAGCUGCUAAGGACUGACAUUCAAAGCAAGUCUGCUGAAGAACUGAAACUACCUCGUGUUGUGAACCUAUUGGACGAGAACAAGCGAUGGGCAUGGUUUGUUGGUUUAGCCGUGGAGAGAUUCCAACGGUGGGUCAAAACGGUCAAGUACACAUCAGAGAUUUCAGAAUGGAUCGAGCAAGAACUUCCUCCAUUGGAUGUCUUGAUGGUCUGGCACGCAUACUUAUUGAAUCCUAUUUGGUAUCACGAAGAUUGCAAGCGUCUUCCCGCAUUAAAGGUCCUUAGUGACCUCAAGGAUCGUCUUCUUACUGCGGUUGUACGCAUUGGUGACAUCAGAUCCCAUGUACCAUCGGCUGAACGAACCUCCAGCUGGCAUAAGCAGACAGGGACAUAUUUUGAUCCUCUGGAGUCUACUUCACACAUGUCCCAUCGUGACGUGGAAUGCCCGUAUUGUUGGAAGCUCAUUAAAACCCCAUUGAUCACUGAUAAAGAUACGGGUUACUUACAAACCAAAUUUGCAAUUACCUGUUCAUCCUGCCGGAAGCAUAUUACGAAGGAAAUUCUUGCGAUAAGCAAAUUCGCCCAGGACCUUGUGAUGGUAGUCGAUCCUGAAGGAGCGCCGUUCAAGCAUGGCAAGCAGGGAUAUCUAGCUGGGAGCGUCUCCACCGCAGCAGAUCCAUUCAAUGCCAAGGCUGCGGUUCUCGUGAAGAACGCAUUGCUAAAUAAUAAAGUGUUGUUUCCAAAGCCUAUGCCGGCCUCAAUACAUUGGCACGAGAUGCGCACUAAGAUCCUCAAACGGACUGAUAGUUCUAUAUCAAUCCUACACCGUGAAGUCACCGCUUGCAUCCGGCUUCCACGGAGGCGUAAUCGAAUUCUCAGCGCAUACAUCGAUGAUCUGCCUUUCUCCAUAGAAUUGGUAUCUGCUGUUCUCCGCCAGGGGUCUUUCAUCGACAAGAUGCAUGACUUUGCCUGGACCGAGCCUGGCUACUUUGACGAUGCUGUGGACGAAGUAGUCCUUGUUCACGCCAUCGCACGUUAUCACGCUUUCUUGGACCUGAUGAGCUCUUCCCCAACUGCUUUGUUCGUGCCAACGUUAGACAUCGACCUCGCUUGGCACACGCACCAAAUGAUGGGAGGCAAUUACAGUGACCAGUGUGUAACGUACAUCCGGAAACUUGUAGACCAUGACGACAAGAUCGAGGAGAACUAUCUCGCGAACGCCUUUGACAUUACAUGUAGGGCAUGGCAGGAACGAUUUAAAAUUCCAUAUAUGCAUUGCGGUUGUCCUCUGCCAGGUGACACAAUCGGGCAAAAACUCACCAGGCUUACCAACCGGCUCAGCAUAUCUCGUUUGAGUGAUCCAACUGGAACCUCCCUACAUCCUCCUAAUCAUACGGACGCGCUCUCUGCGACGCAUCCCAGUGAGCACAACUCGGUUGAGCUGAACAGCCCUUCAGCAACUGCCGCUCGUAAGGCUCGCCUGCAGAAGUUGAAACAACGACGAGAACGAGACGCGAAGAAGGUCGAACAAGGGAAGAUGGACAAGGAGGCUUACGAUCGAGGGUCGGCUCAUGAUGCCGCAUUUUUGUACCCCGUACCAUUCUACUACCCUCCAGUAAUUGGUUGCGCAGCAUUUUCACCAGGUGUUGGAAAUGCGGGAGUUGGAAGUGCUUGUGCAGUGCGGAGGGGGUUGUUCAAGUGGUGGAUGUGGCGCCGCUGCAGGCGGAGGCGGUUGUGGAGGUGGAGGUGGAGGUGGAUGCGGAGGUGGAGGUGGUGGCGGAGGUUGUGGAGGAGGAGGAGGUGGUGGUGGCUGAGCAUAGUGCUCGUUCUUUUUUGUUAUUAUCUUCGUGAAGAAACCGUGUUUCAUUAUGCCUAGAAAUUGCGCGCUAAAUUCGACUGUUGAGGCAUAAUACUGCGAGUUUUUCCAUUGAAGUAACCGCCAACGACGAUACCUACCAAAUAUGGCUCGACAUUGAAGACCUCAAAAACAAAUGCUCUUACAGUAA